Messenger RNA from Trichechus manatus latirostris (Florida manatee), 1191 nucleotides. It is a transcript of the gene CAPZB, whose product is annotated as capping actin protein of muscle Z-line subunit beta. The record is from RefSeq and is a predicted model, not a curated record. Lineage: Eukaryota; Metazoa; Chordata; Mammalia; Sirenia; Trichechidae. Gene Ontology annotation, cellular component: cytoplasm; F-actin capping protein complex. Gene Ontology annotation, molecular function: actin filament binding. Bases 200 to 1018 code for a protein of 272 amino acids. Gene Ontology annotation, biological process: actin cytoskeleton organization; barbed-end actin filament capping; negative regulation of filopodium assembly. The transcript has 9 exons.
GAGACCUGGCUGCGUGGGGGGCGGGCCCGGCCCCGGGCCGGGGCGGGGAAGUGAAGGUGGCGGCGGCCCGGCGCGGGGGGAGGGGGGCGCUGACCCGGAUGUUCACUCCUGGGCACCCGGGGAAGUGGAAGCGCCGGGCUCUGUUGCGGGGGGGAGAGUCACAAACGCCGGGACUGGGACCGCUGUCGCCGCCGCCACCAUGAGUGAUCAACAGCUGGACUGUGCCUUGGACUUAAUGAGGCGCCUGCCUCCACAGCAAAUCGAGAAAAACCUCAGCGACCUGAUCGACCUGGUUCCCAGUUUAUGUGAAGAUCUCCUGUCUUCCGUUGACCAGCCACUGAAAAUUGCCAGAGACAAGGUGGUGGGAAAGGAUUACCUUUUGUGCGACUACAACAGAGACGGGGACUCCUAUAGGUCACCAUGGAGUAACAAGUACGACCCUCCAUUGGAAGAUGGGGCCAUGCCAUCUGCUCGGCUGAGAAAGCUGGAGGUGGAAGCCAACAAUGCCUUUGACCAGUAUCGAGACCUGUAUUUUGAAGGCGGCGUCUCAUCUGUCUACCUCUGGGAUCUGGAUCAUGGCUUUGCUGGAGUGAUCCUCAUAAAGAAGGCUGGAGAUGGAUCAAAGAAGAUCAAAGGCUGCUGGGAUUCCAUCCAUGUGGUGGAAGUACAGGAGAAAUCCAGUGGUCGCACUGCCCAUUACAAGUUGACCUCCACGGUGAUGCUGUGGCUGCAAACCAACAAAUCUGGCUCUGGCACCAUGAACCUCGGAGGCAGCCUUACCAGACAGAUGGAGAAGGAUGAAACUGUGAGCGACUCCUCCCCACACAUAGCCAACAUCGGGCGCCUGGUAGAGGACAUGGAAAACAAAAUCAGAAGUACGCUGAAUGAGAUCUACUUUGGAAAAACAAAGGACAUCGUCAAUGGGCUGAGGUCUGUGCAGACUUUUGCAGACAAAUCAAAACAAGAAGCUCUUAAGAAUGACCUGGUGGAGGCUUUGAAGAGAAAGCAGCAGUGUUAAACCUCUGCUUCACGCUAACCGGACAUGCCAUGCACUCGUUAGAUUCCUUUCUUAGAAAACUCGUUUUCUGCUCCCCUUUCCCUCGUUCCUCCCUCCCCAACAGGUCACAUAACAACCUGCAACAUCAGCUGCACAGCGCCAUCUCUCCCUGAGAAUAAAGCCCGAAAAACACC